AUAUUUACCUAGCACAAGUCCAAGAAGUUUUGGAAUGAAAUCUCAAUCACGGAUACCUAGCACACACCACGAAAAACACGGACGGGAUAUUUAAUUUUCCUCUUCCGUGACAUUUUCUGAUUUUCCCCAACUCUCCUUUUUGGUAAACUGCUUUUUCUAAUUUUCAUGACGAAAAUUUCUGAUCUAUACAGAUUUUGACGGCCGGGGUCUUUAGGGCCGAAUCCAGGGCGUAGCGAAGGGCAUCGCUUAUGCGAUAGUAGGAGAAUUUGGUAACAUAGACAUAAACCCUAGCUGCGGAAAUACGAAAAUCUAAAAUCUUGAAGUAAGGGGAUCUUUUUCUCCACAAGUCAGAUUGCGGGUAAAAUUCCCUUAUGAUCCUCGGGUUUGGCAGGGUUUCAGCUUCAGAAGCAGGGUCGGGAUUUAAUAAUAAAGACGAGUGAUUCUUGGGAUUUUCCCACUCAUCUUAUAUAACAUAUUUUUCGAUUUGCAUAUUUGCUUGCGUGAAAACUUUUAGGACAUUUGACCAUUUAGCGAGCGAUAGAAGAAUUAGGGCAAUGGAGGUCAAACUUCGGGACGAUGCAGGAUUAGCAGCAUUUGAAAUGGACGAUAUGCCCGACGGUAGUGGUAGUUGCAUUGCCAUUGAAGACAAUAAAGCUAGUAACGAGGAAGAGGAUUGUAAUGAGCAGUUGGAAGAAGGGGUGAUUGACGUGUCUGGGAAGGAAUGGAUAUUCCCUCUACUGGAGGAGGUGGAGGCGGAGAAAGCAGAAAGAGUGAGGGGCCUGUAUGUGUACAAUAAUGUGUUUGGGGUGAUCCCUGAAUCUGUGAGACGGUUGAAGAGGCUGAAGACGCUCAAGCUGUUUUCUAAUGAGGUGAAAUUACUCCCCUGGGAGGUGGGGGAUUUGGUAGAGCUGGAGCAGUUGCACGUGAAAGUCUGUGAGUCUUCCGGGCUGGGCAGCUUGCCUCCCUUCAGAAAUCUUAAAGCUCUCAAAGAGCUCGAGUUGUGUAAAAUGCCACCACGCCCUUCAGCUUUUUCUCUCUCCACUGAGAUUUCUUACCUCAAAUCGCUCACACGCCUUUCAGUCUGUCACUUUGCCAUUUCAUUUCUGCCAUCCGAGAUUGGUUCACUUAAGAAACUGGAGGAACUUGAUUUGUCAUUCAAUAAACUGAAGACUUUACCCAACAAUAUUGCUGACUUGAUAGCCUUGAAAUCCUUGAAAGUUGCAAGCAAUAAACUGGUAGAGUUGCCACUUGGUAUAUCAAGUUUAUCAAGCUUGACAACUGUUGAUGUGUCAAAUAAUAGAUUGACAUCUUUGCAAUCCUUGGAGUUGUAUUCCAUGAGGGCUCUCAGGAAACUUAAUUUACAGCAUAAUAAACUGCGGGAUACUUGUCAAAUUCCUACAUGGAUAAGCUGCAAUUUGGAAGGAAAUGUUGCAUUAGGGAAGGAUAUUGCCGAAUGUGAUCCUAUUUCUUCUUCCAGCGAAGAAGAGGUAUCUGAUUCCAAUAUAUGUAAGGAAAAUUUAAGUCAUUCAUUCGAAGGACAAUCUGAAACUUCAUUGCCAAGCUCAUCUUAUGAACUUGUUCCAAGCAUUAGAUGUUCCCAGCCAUCCAGACGUAAAACUGGAUGGAAACGCCGUUAUACUCGACAAGAGAAAGCUCGCCAAGAAAGACUGAACAACAGUAGGAAGUUUCGGGCUGAAGAUUAUCAAGAAAGGGAUAAUGGUGGGAUUGUGAUGGAGUCUCUUUCUGUCUCGAUGCCAUUGUCAAAUUGUGCACCAUAUCUGCCACAGCAGAUUCUUGAGGCACCAAUCAGUGAAACCGAAUUGACUUCCCUUUUACAGGAUGUGUCAAGGAUAGACAAAGAUUCAGUAGACAGAGAAUGCAGUAAUGGCAGAAAAAUUGAUUCAAUAAGUUCAGUGCAAAAAACAGAAGUGAAGGUGUCCCCAGAAAAUAGUAGUGAUGCUGAAAAUUUGUGCUGUACCAGCUCUGUUGUUACUGCUUCCAGCAUCACUAUUAGCAAUAACAGAUCUAAAGUGGAAUUGAGUAAAACACCUCUUCAUGUUCCAAAGGAAGCUGGUCAACUAGAUAGUUACUCCGAGUCUAAUAAUGAUGCAUGUACCAAAACUGGUAGGCGUCAUGGUGUUUGCAUAAAAAAUCCUAAGCCCAGCAAGCGGAUAAGAUCUGUACAGGAAUUCUAUAGGGUAUCUCAAAAGUAUAGCAAUGAAUCCUUCUGUGGUGUUAAUGACAUUUUACCUGAUGGGUUCUAUGAUGCUGGUCGAGAUCGACCAUUUAAACCAUUGAGAAACUUUGAAAAGGAGAAUGUUUGUCUAGGCACUCGUGAGGUUAUAUUGGUUGAUAGAGAAAGAGAUGAAGAAUUGGAUGCAAUUGUACUGUCUGCCCAGCAAGUCAUAUCUGGGUGGAAAAGAUUUGGAGAGGGGAGUGAUGAAUACAAAUCAAGAAUUAAUGACUAUCAGAGAGCAUCAUUACUUGUUCUAUUUGUGUCAAAUUGCUUUGGUGGAAGUGACAAAUCUAUGAAUAUAUCAACUAUGCGAAGAGCUGUAGCUGGGGCCAAUGUUGAGAUGCCUUUUGUCUGUUCCUGUUCUCUUGAUAGCAAUUCAAAUUUGAUAAGACUUCCUGAUCAAGCAUUUAGAAAUGACACUGUUCCCCGUAUUGAGUUCCUUUGUGAACAAUCUGUUAGGACCAUUAAAGAACAGCGCAACUCCAAUGUUGUUCCCAUAGGAGCAAUUCAGUAUGGUGUGUGUCGCCAUAGAGCCAUCCUUAUGAAGUAUCUGUGUGAUAGGGCAGAUCCUCCAAUUCCUUGUGAGCUUGUAAGGGGCUAUAUGGACUACAUGCCACAUGCAUGGAAUGCUAUUAUUAUCAAUAAAGAUGGCAAAUGGGUGCGGUUGAUAGUAGAUGCUUGUCGCCCUUUUGACAUAAGAGAUGAGGAGGACCCUGAAUACUUUUGUAGGUACAUCCCCCUAAAUAGAUUUCUGUUUCCAAUUCCAAAUGAUAAGGAUUCAUUAGUUUCAAGAAAUUCUGGUGUUUGGCCAUGCUUGCAUGAAGAAAUUGCUCGUGGCGCCUCAGGAUGUGCUGUUCGACGCUGUACCAUAGGUCAAUUAACAGCAGCUGCAAAGGUACGCUGUUUAGAAGUAUCUAGAGCUUCUAAAGAGCAGCAAAACAACUUUGAAUACAGUUGUCUUGGGGAAGUUCGUAUACUAGGUGCAUUAAAGAAUCACCCAUGUAUCAUUGAACUAUAUGGGCACCAACUUUCCUCUAGUUGGGUUUCUUUAUCAGAUGGAAUGGGAGAAUCUCAAGUUGUGCAGUCUUUAAUAGCAAUGGAGUAUGUUAAAGGUGGCUCUCUUGAGGUUUUACUUGGGAAACUAGCACAAGAAGGGAAAAAGUGUACCCCAUCAAAAUUGGCUAUAUUUAUUGCUAGAGAUGUUGCAUGUGCAUUGUCAGAACUUCAUUCUAAAAAAAUAAUUCAUCGGGAUGUCAAAAGCAAAAAUGUUCUCAUUGAUUUAGAAGUUAAAAGAGCGGAUGAAAGUCCACUAGUCAAGCUUUGUGAUUUUGAUAUGGCAGUUCCUCUUCACUCAUCAUCCCAUACAUGCUGCCUUGCUCAUCAUGGUGUUCCUCCUGCUGAAUUUUGUGUUGGAACUCCACGCUGGAUGGCGCCAGAGAUGGUUCAAGCAAUGCAUAGACCACAACGAUAUGGUGUGGAAGUUGAUAUUUGGUCUUUUGGAUGUCUCAUCUUUGAGUUGUUGACAUUACAAAUCCCCUAUGCAGGAUUAUCAGAUGUUGAGAUUCAUCACCGUUUACAGAUGGAACAACGGCCCCAGUGUACCUCAGAGCUUGAGAAAUAUUUAUUUGAUUCAAAGGAUAAGGUUCCAGAUAGAAUAAAGAACAUAUUUCCUGAAGAAAAUGCAGAAGUGAUUAACCUUCUGGCUGAUUUGUUCUACUCAUGCACUGAAUCUGAUCCAGCUUUACGUCCUACAGCAAAGCAAGCGUAUGAGAUUCUUUCUGCUGUUGCAGGUCCUACUCCAAUGACAAGUCCCAACUAAGAGCAUUUUCUGUUUUUCAGAAGUUGCACUGAAUCUGAUUCAUCCUGAUUCCUAACAGGAAAACAAGCUUGAGAGAUUCUUUCUGCAUUUUCAGGUCCUACUCCAAAGAGCAAUAUUUCAGUUUGCGCGAGUUGUGCUGAAUCUGGUCCAUCUUGACACCAAACUGUAGAAUAGGCAUAUAAAUUCUUUUUCUGAUCUCAAAUCCUACGUAAAUGCCAAAGUUCUAACCAAGGGCAAUUUUUUUCGGCUUCGUAAGUUUGGGUCAAAACAAAUUGUCUGCUGAGCAAAACUCUUGAGCAGCUGGUCGUGAGAGCUAAUUUAAUUUUAAUAACCUGGCUCUUAAUCUGUUGUAAAUUUUAAUUUAAAAUUUCCUAUUAUCUCACAGUUGUCAAAAACAUUGAUGUAUUCAAUUAAAAUACCCAACAAGAUGCUCCCAGAGACGACGGAAGAUGUUUAAUGGAAAUUUUGCAAAUGAACCAAUGGUAGAAUGGCACAAAGUUCAAUUUUAAUGACAAUUACAGAUGAAAAUUGUCAAGAGUAUGGUCUGUGAGUAUAUUGUCUGAAGACGCUACCAAUCAGCAAAGCUGAACUGGUCAAUAAAUAAAUGUCAUCUUCUCUUGCUAUUAAGAA
Cryptomeria japonica (Japanese cedar) is the source of this 4685-nucleotide messenger RNA. RefSeq lists its product as uncharacterized. The record is from RefSeq and is a predicted model, not a curated record. The transcript has 11 exons. Bases 555 to 4055 code for a protein of 1166 amino acids. Gene Ontology annotation, molecular function: protein binding; protein serine/threonine kinase activity; ATP binding. Gene Ontology annotation, biological process: peptidyl-threonine phosphorylation; peptidyl-serine phosphorylation. NCBI's taxonomy places the organism in Eukaryota, Viridiplantae, Streptophyta, Pinopsida, Cupressales, Cupressaceae.